Messenger RNA from Triticum turgidum subsp. durum (durum wheat), 2394 nucleotides. NCBI's taxonomy places the organism in Eukaryota, Viridiplantae, Streptophyta, Magnoliopsida, Poales, Poaceae. The record is from the annotation of a GenBank genome assembly.
AUGGCACCAAGUCAGAUGUGGUCAACUCCUACUGUGCAUAUGUCUCAAAAUGUUGCUGACAGAAAAGACAGUUAUGUAAAGAGUUGGAGACCUCCUACGGGCCAGAUUUCAAGUCAGUGGCGACAGAAUCACCAGCUGUGGAACAUGUCCACUAUACAGGCGGACUUGCAGCAACGUCUAGCUUAUGAGUUUGAUAGGCCAAGUGGCAGUGAAAAAUUACCUCCAGGGCGCACUUUUAUUCAUGCCCAGGAAAAGAAAUCCGAUGACAUGCAUGACAGACCAACAACACCUGCUGGCAUGGGCCUGAUUAUAAGGGACAGAUAUGCCAAUGGGCUCGGACAGCAAACAAGCAUGGACCCGACACACUCCUCUACGCCCUACCAGAGAGAAGGACCAAAUCCAAAUAGCCUUCAUGAUCCUAGUCACCAUGUAGGAGAAAGCGACCCUUUGUCUUCAAGGAAAGGGAUAAUUUCAGAUGGUGGUUCUACUGUAUCUACUGGCUUUAAGCUUGAUCCACAUCAUCCAUCCAUUCUAAAGGAUGAUGCGGCGUCAACCCUGCCGACAAUGGGUGGCUACACUAUCACUAAUUAUCCACCGGUACCUGGACGAAGCGACCAUCUCAGAAUCAUACCUAAUAAUCCGCAACAACCACCCACCACGGUGCCCCUCUCAGUAGUGCAAAAACAGUUCUAUUCCCAUAGUGUCAUUGAGCCCAACUACCAAGCGCAAUUCCGUAAUGGAAAGCCCAGAAUGGAUCCAAAGGCGAGAUCAGAAUUACUUCCCCGCUACUGGCCUAGAAUAACAGAUAAAGAGCUACAGCACUUAUCGGGAGAGUAUCCAAAAAACUCUAAUUCGAAUUCUGUUAUCACUCCUUUGUUCGAGAAAAUGUUAAGUGCCAGUGAUGCUGGUCGAAUUGGUCGUUUGGUGUUGCCAAAGAAAUGCGCCGAGGCAUACUUCCCUCCAAUCUCUCAGCCAGAAGGGCUUCCCUUAAAAGUUCAGGAUGCCAGUGGUAAGGAAUGGGUGUUCCAGUUCCGUUUCUGGCCCAAUAAUAACAGCAGGAUGUAUGUAUUGGAGGGUGUCACACCUUGCAUUCAGUCGAUGCACUUACAAGCGGGCGAUACAGUAAGUUUCAGCCGAAUAGAUCCUGAAGGGAAGCUGGUCAUGGGAUUCAGAAAGACAAAGACUCAAGAACAGAUAUUCCGUCAGGAAGAACCAACAAAGCCUGCAAAUGCUGCACCAAAUCUUCCAGAUGUGAAUGUUAAUGUCACUGCUCCAGAUUCUAGUCCGAACUCUUCGUUAGUGCGACCAAAUAAAGUCAACACAGAGAACAAAGACUCUAGCCCUGUGGAACAAGCUGCCUCUAAAAUAGACAAAGGUGGAGUAGCACAGAAAGAAGGGUCGGGAACUGUUCGCACAUCCCCCGGACCUGUGAAGAGAAAAGCAACUUCUAUCGGUCCAAAGAUUAAACGGUUCCGGAUCGAUAACGAGGAAUCCAUGGAAUUGAAGAUAACAUGGGAGGAGGCUCAAGAAUUGCUUCGCCCUCCCCUGAAGGCCCCUUCGGUUGUUAUUGUUGAUGGCCAUGAGUUUGAGGAAUAUGAGGAGCCACCAGUACUUGGGAGGAAGACAUAUUUUGUGACUGACCAAUCAGGUGAGAAUCAUCAGUGGGCUCAGUGUGAGGAUUGUUCCAAAUGGCGGAAACUGCCAGUAGACGCCCUUUUACCCUCUAAGUGGACCUGCUCCGACAAUAAAUGGGAUCCUGAAAGGACGACUUGUGUCUCUCCACAAGAGGCAAGCAUGGAGGAACUUGCAGAACUGAUUCCUAUAAAAGCAGGUGCUGCAAAAAAGGCUAAACUUAGGAUGGAUACUGAUAGUAUUGAUGUUUCGGAUGGGCUGGACACUCUGGCAAACCUUGCUAUUCUUGGUGAGGGCGAAUCUCUUCCGUCCCAGCCAACUACCAAGCACCCCCGACAUCGCCCUGGCUGCUCGUGCAUUGUCUGCAUUCAGCCUCCUAGCGGGAAGGGACCAAAGCACAAGCAGACGUGCACCUGCAAUGUAUGUAUGACGGUGCGCCGUCGUUUUAGGACACUGAUGCUUCGGCGUGAGAAGCGUGCGUCUGAGAAAGAAUCGGAUGAGCUACCUCGCAAGAAAGAGCAAGGCCAGUCGAGCGAGUCGAUUCCACAAGAUCCCCUGCCGGCUAGCACCAGUCCUAGUAGCACUCCCCAGAAGGUGAGCGGAAAUGGUGAUGACGCGGAAGAAGCCAUGGAGCAUACCAUGGCAUCCUCUCCUAUGAAGAACCAGAUUGACCUGAACAUCCAGCCUGAACGGGAAGACGAGCAAUCACCAAAAUCAGAUGCGGUCGGUGCAAUGAGACUUCCCCGAGAGAACGCAGCCUAG